UUGUACUAAUCAACGAAGCUGCGGAGCUUCCUAAAUUAUCUCUUCAAUGGCGGAAUUUCAUCAUCCUUUGAAACUUCUCUUAUGAGGCAGACUCCGUCAGCUUGGAAGUUUCAGAUCAUCCACUUCUUCUUCUUCUGCGUCUCCACAGCGUUAAGCGCUAUUCAGCUUAUCGGCUUGUUGAAUCAGCUCACAGGUGACGAUUGAGAUCAUGCAAACGGGAGGAAAGGAUCAAAAGAUGGAGUGGACGGAAGCGCAGAAGAUUAGAAUAGCUGUGGACCUCGUGGCUGCAGCCAAACAGCACCUCCUGUUCCUCGCCGCAGUUGAUCGGAACCAUCACCUCUACGAUGGUCCUGCUCUUCAAAGAGCCAUUUACAGAUACAAUGCUUUCUGGCUUCCUUUGCUUGCUAAACACUCCGAGUCUCCUGUCACUGAAGGGCCUCUGGUUGUUCCUCUUGAUUGCGAGUGGGUUUGGCACUGUCACCGCCUCAACCCGGUUCAAUACAAGAACGAUUGCGAGAAACUCUAUGGCGGGAUUCUUGACAACUCGAAUGUCGUGUCUUCUAUUAGAGGCACUUGUAAGUCGGAAACAGAAGAAAUUUGGAGUAGACUGUACCCAGAAGAGCCCUAUGAGGUAGAGUUGACUGCAGCACCAGCACUCACUGAAGAUAUCUCUGAAAAAAUGUCAAGACUUGGAAAGUGCACCGCAUAUGAUUUAGUAUCAGCUGUUAAAAGGCAGAGCCCUUUCUUCUAUCAGGUAUCUAGGCCUCAUAUGAGCCAUGACGUCUUCCUUGAAGAGGCUGUGGCCAGAUAUAGAGGAUUUCUGCAUCUUAUUAGAAGAAACAGGGAGAAGUCCAUUAAACGGUUUUGUGUUCCUACAUAUGACAUUGAUCUCAUAUGGCACACUCAUCAGUUGCAUCCUGCUUCCUACUGUGCUGAUGUGACCGAACUACUUGGGAAAGUAUUAGAACACGAUGACAUGGACUCUGACAGAUCUAAAGGGAAAAAAUUGGACACGGGAUUUUCUGGAACUACAUCUCAGUGGCAAGAAACAUUUGGUACAAGGUAUUGGAAGGCUGGUGCUAUGUACCGAGGAACUGCCCCAUCUCCCGUCACAGUAACCCGUUUCUCAUCUCAUUUGAAGAGUAAGGAGGUGCUGCCAUCGGAGGCUGACAAACUAAUUCGGAUUCCAGAUGUAAAGACUGUGGAGGUCCUUCUGGAGUUUGUUGGAGUUCGGGACUUGCCGGAGGACCAUAAGGGGAACUUGUAUGUCUCAUUCAGUAAAUCUCAGCCUGACGCACUUUUCGAUGUGAAGAGAAAACUGAAUAUUUUUUCUGAGUCCGGGGAAGAAAUGGUGGCAUCAUUCCACUGUGAACCUAAGGGAGAGCUGCUGUUUGAGCUAGUGUCUUAUUUUCCUUUCAACUUACCCCUUUCAAGAACAAAGGUUCUGGGUUCUGCCUCACUCUCUCUCCAGGAUUAUCUGGACCCUGUUUCAAAACUUUCCGACCAAAAGUGGUUGGAGUUAGCACCUCAUUCUGGCCAUGGGAACUCAAAACCAAUAGGCUUGCUCGUUGCUGUUUCAUUUUCUGUGCCAACCCCUGCACCAUAUGUGCUUCAUAUGGUUCAGUCACGGCCUUUCCCGAGAAGGUCUUGCCUCUUCCCACUUCCUCAGAGAGUUCAACAGGCCAAAAGCUGCACUCGCAUCAUCAACGACUCUGGGAUUGAGGUCUUUACACUCCGAAUGAGGAGCUUGAAGAUGAACAAGCAAAAAGAAAACUCCAACCCUAACAAGGAGGUGAUUGCUGUCACAAAAGUUGGUGAGGAACAUAAGCUCGCGGAGUUUCUGGGCAAUAGAUGGUCUUUCCUAAAUUCUCAGUUGUCUCUUCAGAUCCAGAAGAAUUCCUGUGAGGAGGACUAUCUGUGCGAACUCGUGGGUGUUAGAAUGGUAAAAUUCUUCUCAGGCAGUAAGCUGGAAUACCAACCAAGACAUUGUCGUAGGCAUAAAACUGAAAAGAAUUUCAUGACAGCGAUUGAAUUUUCUGCAGAGUAUCCAUACGGCGAAGCAGCGGCACUGAUUGAUUUGAAAUCGGGUUUGGUCAAGGUGAAGAAACAAGAACUCGUGUUGGCUCUGGUGUCAUCAGCUUUUAUACUUUCUGAUAUUUUGAAAAAUGAAGGGUACGAUUCCUUGGCUGUUGGCACAGAGAUUUCGGAGGUCGACAGUGGGGCUGAAGAAAGAGAUGACUCCACCACCCAGAGCAAACCGUGCCAUGUCACCUCAUCUGUAGAUGGUGUUACAGGAUUGAGCUUGAACGAGAAUAUAGCUGAGGAUACUAAAGUGGUCGCCCCCACAGAAGGCCUGCCAUCGGCGGCUGGUUGUGGUGGAGGGUGUGGAAGUGGCUGUGGAGGCAGUUCUGGCAACGUGGUGAAAAGCAGUGGAUGUGGUGGUUGUGGUGGCGGCUGUGGUAGCGGGUGUGGUAACACGGUGAAGAGCAGUGGCUGCGGGAGCGGCUGUGGCGGCGGCUGUGGUGGGGGAUGUGGUGGCGGCUGUGGCGGGGGAUGUGGCAGCAAUUGGGCAGGAAACUCAGUCAAGAGUGGUGCAUGUGGUGGCUGCGGAGCUGGUGGCUGUGGUCCUGUGCUAUCAAAGGCAUCAGUUAAUGAGAAUGCCAACAGCAAUGCUAACUCCUGCGGUGGUCAGAAACCGGUGGAAUCUGUCAAAUUAGCUGGCGAGGUAGCUGCAGCUUGAUGUUUGUAAAUCCAUUCGUUCAUCUGUACAUAGUGUGUGCUGGUGUGUCAGUUUGUCUCUGUGCGAUUUCGUGUCUGAUGGACAACUUGAUUAAUGAACUUGGCGAUGGAGAUGAUCGCCCGGUUUCUAUUCCAUUGGGAAAAAAAGGUUGGAAGGUUGGGUAGAAAAACUAUUUCCGACCGAAAAUAUUGAAUUUACAGUGAAAGGAAUUCCCCGAGAAA
Punica granatum (pomegranate) is the source of this 2961-nucleotide messenger RNA. NCBI's taxonomy places the organism in Eukaryota, Viridiplantae, Streptophyta, Magnoliopsida, Myrtales, Lythraceae. The record is from RefSeq and is a predicted model, not a curated record.